Giardia duodenalis is the source of this 1767-nucleotide messenger RNA. RefSeq lists its product as uncharacterized. The record is from RefSeq and is a predicted model, not a curated record. Lineage: Eukaryota; Fornicata; Diplomonadida; Hexamitidae. The transcript has a single exon. The coding region runs from base 1 to 1767 and encodes 588 amino acids.
AUGCCGCCCCACAUCAUUAUCAACGAAACCAUGGUGCUGUCCCAGCGGCAAGACCAGCCAGAAAAGAGGUACAAGAUUCUCCCACCCUCGGAGUCAAUAGAGGUGCUGCGCUCAAGAGUAGACCCUCUUGAGGAGCCGCAAGCUAAUGGCAGCAAGAAAUACAAAAUUAGCAGGUCUAUGCCCACUGAAAAACUUCUUGAAGAGCUAGCGCCAAUGGACGCUCACGAUCAGAUUUCUGAUCAGCGCGUUCUCCGUCAGAGAACUAGUUCAGCGCCAGGGAAGCCCCAGAUUGCAGCCCAAGUGGGCAUUGCCACUGCCAUAUCUCCCAUAAAGGAGCGUCCUGCGUCAUCAAAUCCGGCUGUGCGCGCUGGUGGAGAGCUAGAGCCUACUGAAUACGUAAAUGAUCUCAAGUCGAUACAAGACCCCAUAGUCGAGGAGCCUGAGUCGAGUAUUCUGACCGAUCAGCAAGAGCAGGGUAAAGUACCAGCGAAAAGAUAUCACAUCUUAACGAUGAAAGAGAAGAUAGCCAUUGCGCUUAGAAAUGCAGAGCUACAGAACGAGUCGAUGCAGGCACGCAAUCCCCCAGCAGAAGACCGCUUCGGGGUGAGAGAUCAGCUCAGACAGGAAGACACCCCGAUCUUCAAAUCUGUCUUAGCCAGCGAGCCCUCUAAGAGGCAGGGCGCAGUAGGAAAUAAGAGGUACCGGAUUGUGCGCAAGUCUGACUAUCUCAGAAUCUUUAAGGAACAGUCUAUGAAGAGUCAUGCAGUUGAAGACUCCGUCCUCGAUGAGCUGGCACAACAUAACGACCUAGACACGAUAGGAGCAGCCAGCAAUCCACAGUAUCAGCAGUACUUAGAAUUUCAAAACCAAUUAGCAGAACGUCGUGCACGCAUAGCUGCCGCUCAGCCGACUCAAAACAAUCAUGCUAUGGAUCCUCUCGAGCUAAACGCUCUUGCCCCAGGCUCAGAAGGGCCUAAAAAGAGCAAGCACAUUUUGGAAGCGCUGAAGGCACAGACACGAAUCCUAAAUCAAUUAAAGAAGAUCAAGACGGAUUCCAUGGUUUCAGCACUUGCUGAUGCAAGCAUAGACACAGGCUAUCCAGCACCACCAACCUCUCAGAUGAAUCACAACGAUCUGAUGACCAACGAAGCUAUACACAACGAGAUUCUCAAACGCUUGCAGGCAGACUUAGUACAGACCAAGAGUAAUCCACGAUCAAAAGGGGCGCCACAAGCAACCAGCGUGACAGAGAACUCCCUGCGUGAGUCAGACAUAAUCGCAGGCCAGACAGAGACAGCGGGAAAGCGCUCUACUUCGCAAUCAAAUGUGCAUCGGCUCAAAGAUAAGCCUCUUGUCGACUAUACCCCACCUGGGUCUGUUAACGCCAGCCUAAUACAGCAUUCCCCUCGUCAAACGAUGAGUAUAUCUACAGAGAUAAAUUUGCCCGUCCUCAGCAGGUCCUUUGUUAACCGCUUGCUCACUGAAGCAACCAAACGUCGCGAAUUUGCCGAAGAAUCAAUCCAUGCCAUCCCAGAGUUAGGCAUGCUGUUCCGCAAAGCUGACACAACUGCAUCUAAAUUCAUAACCUCAUUGUCCCAGGAUAUCUUAUCCGAAUUUGUAACUGUCGUCGCAAACGAAAUUAUCAAUGCCUUUGAGGAGGUCGUGGUGGAAGAAGCAGGUGGUCUCGAAAACUUGUCUCGAGUGUUCUCGAGCCAUUACUUCUCGAGAAAAGAUAUCGUUAAUGAAAUAUGUAAUUCCGGAUUGUAA